CAGGAAGGACAGGUUCCCCGACAUGGUCCCUGACCCGCCAUCAUCUACGUCACCAGGGCGGACAUGAUGAAGGCGGCUGGGGAAGUCAGGUUUUUCCUCGCCCUCGUUGUUUUGGUGGGAUUAUGGACUGCAGUGCAGCUGUACUACAGUCCUGGACAAGAAUCUACAACUGAGCGAACCCCUGGGCUACUGAAGCAGAGAUCAAUGGUGAACACAAGACUCCGUGACAAGCCUCUAGUCUUCUACAACAGAGUUCCCAAGUGCGGAAGCAACUCCAUGAAAAUUCUGCUCAGGACAAUGGCAAAGAAUAAUUACUUCUCCUUCCUUGAAGACAAAGUCUACGUGAUAGAAACUUUCGAGGACAACGAGUUGCAAAUCUAUACAGAGUUGGUCUACAGACUCCCGACGCCUUCAAUUUACGAGAAACAAAUAUUCUAUGUUGAUUUUCGGAGGUUCGGGUUUCAACAGCCUUUGUAUAUCAACCUGGUUAGAGACCCUUUGGAAAGACGCGUGUCCUGGUAUUACUACAUACGCUUCGGACGGGUGGUGCACAGACCAAUACCGAGGAACUUUUCACAGCAAGAGAUGGCACAGACAUUCGAUGAAUGUGUCCUCAGCAACGCUUGGGAGUGCGACGCUGAGGGACAGGAAAGCUUUCUGAUGACGAAGUUUUUCUGCGGACACGAUCCGGUAUGCAGACAGCCUUCCCAGGCGGCAGUGGAAAGAGCCAAAGAGAACAUCAGGAGGCACUACGCUGUGGUCGGGGUACUGGAGGAGUUCAGCAGCUUCCUGAAGGUCCUGGAGGUGGUCAUGCCGCAGUUCUUCCGCGGAGCUCAUGACACGUGGAAAGAACUAACCCAGCAGACGCAACUUCUGGAAGAACAAAGAACUGUAAACAGAUCACCUCCUUCUCCCAGAAGUCAGAAGAUAAUGAGAGAAAGGUUAAAGCUGGACUACCAAGUGUACUACUUCAUAAGGGAGAGAUUCCACAGGCAGAAAACACAACUUGGAAUCAAGGACUGAUCAAGUUGACAACUGAAAUGUGCCUGGUGCUGCUAUAUAGUUCUCCUCAGGGGGAGUUUCUCAUGUUAUAAGGCUAAGACUACUGAUUAUGAAUUUAAGAGUCAUUUUACAUAUUUCAAACAACACAUUUUUUCAUUACUUUAGGUCUGUCCUGUGUGUGUGUGUAGAAAUUACUAUAGGGAACCAA
Molecule: messenger RNA, 1210 nt
Organism: Branchiostoma floridae (Florida lancelet)
Lineage: Eukaryota; Metazoa; Chordata; Leptocardii; Amphioxiformes; Branchiostomatidae
Product: uronyl 2-sulfotransferase-like
Exons: 7
Coding region: 64-1023 (319 amino acids)
Cellular component (GO): membrane
Molecular function (GO): sulfotransferase activity
Source: RefSeq, a predicted model, not a curated record